Dreissena polymorpha is the source of this 4492-nucleotide messenger RNA. Its product is annotated as adhesion G protein-coupled receptor L2-like. Bases 112 to 2565 code for a protein of 817 amino acids. Gene Ontology annotation, molecular function: carbohydrate binding; G protein-coupled receptor activity. Gene Ontology annotation, cellular component: membrane. The record is from RefSeq and is a predicted model, not a curated record. The transcript is spliced from 24 exons. Gene Ontology annotation, biological process: negative regulation of angiogenesis; cell surface receptor signaling pathway; adenylate cyclase-activating G protein-coupled receptor signaling pathway. NCBI's taxonomy places the organism in Eukaryota, Metazoa, Mollusca, Bivalvia, Myida, Dreissenidae.
GUGCACACAUUUUAGCGCUUCAAAACAAAUAAUACCGCGUGCAUAUGCUUAUAAAAUAUUUCUCUACAUUCCGAUAGAUGUUUAUUUGAAAUAUAAAUUUGCUUGUUUUAGAUGUUUUAUUUGGGAUAUAUACUUUUUGGCUUAUGUGUAACACGUGCUGACAGCACAGAUCCAGAUCAAGCUAAAUACUCGCCAAAUGAGCUAAAAAAGAAUUCGCUUGCGUGCGAGAACAGAUCCGUGAAUCUGCAGUGCAAGGAGGGUCUUAUCCGUGUGCUGUUCGCAAACUAUGGAAGAGCCAACCUGUACGUCUGCGGGUUGAAUGACAUUGCCAUGGGCUGGAGCGUCAAUUGUAGCGCCAAUGACUCCAUACGCAUAGUUUCGGAAAGGUGCGAUCAUAAACGAUCAUGUGAUGUAAUCGCCUCAAAUUCCAUAUUUGGUGACCCUUGUCCAUCCACCAACAAAUAUCUGGAUAUUGCAUAUUUCUGUUAUCAUGAUUUAUCAGCUAGAUGUGCUAAACCUCAAGGCGAUUUAGUCAAUAUCGAAAAGCAGUUCUAUGAUGACGGUGAGACUAUCAGUAUAACCAAUAGAAACUGUGAAGCUGGAUACCAUCCGAGUUUCGGUGACUUAACACUUGCCUGCACAAGUGGACAAUGGUCGAAGGAAAUUAGCUGUGUGCCAGACACCACACUUCUCCAAUGCGAAUCUGAUAUUGAUUUCAAUAACGAAACGUGGCGGAUAGUUGCUGCUGGGUUUGUUGAAACCCACAACUGCUCAAACGGAUACAAGGGUAUAGUGACAAGGAAGUGUAAUGCAAAGGGGAUUUAUGAACAGCCAGUAUACAACUGCACACAAGAAGCAAUACACGAUUUAUUGAAAAUGAUAAAAAUCACUGCCGUUGCCGAAACAAUUGAAGGUUUGCGAACGGCAAUGCGGGCCAGCCCAGAUAAUGACAACACGACGGCUGAACAUCAGAAUAUACAUGUUGGUGAUAUCGAAGCGGCAACACAGAUUAUUCAGUUCAUUGUAAAUAAUAUCGAAAUUAAUACCUCCACGAUUGAAAAUGUGACGGAUUCAUUUGUUGAUGUGGUGGAUAACCUCAUAAGCGAGAGAGCCACUCAAUCGUGGGGCGCCCUUAUCGACAAGGGCGGUGCAGCAGCAGUGAUCAACGUAUUAGAUGAUCUUAUAUCCAAAGUUACCAACAACAUAUCUGUGACGCAACAAAACCUGACCGUUGCAAAAGAAAACAUUCUUAUUGAAAUUGGCACUGUGGAUGAAUGUUCAAUGAUCAAGUUUCCGGAUACUGAGAAGAAUGGAAACCUUCCAUCUUGGACAAGCAAUCGACACACCAGCAUUGAAGUUAAUUGUAGCGAAACUGGCGGCGUAACAUUUAGUGGUUCACUCUUUAGAAAUUUGUCUUCCAUAAUGUCAACAAGAAAUGAAAACGCCACGCACGUGGAGAUCAAUGCCCCGGUACUUGCUUUUACUAUCCACAAGUCCAGAAAAGAAAGUUCUGAACGGCUAGAUAUGACCUUAGUCUUCCAGCUAUUUAAGACUGGCUUAGAGAAACCAUCUUGCUCUCUCUGGAAGAAGGAUAAUUCUAGUGAUCAAGGAUUCUGGUCUAGCGAAGGAUGCAAACUGGUAGAAUAUAACCACCAGGCGGGACGUGUAACAUGCUCAUGCAAUCAUCUCACAAACUUUGCUGUUCUGAUGAGUCCAGCGACUACCAUUGACAUGAUCCACCACCAGGCUCUCAGUGCAAUAACAGUGGUGGGUUGCAGUAUGUCUCUCGGUGGUCUAUUUACAACUGCUGUCAUUUACGUUUGUUUCUGGAGGAUGGUUAAGUCAAACAGAGCAAUCUUGCUGUUAAACCUGUGUGGAGCACUAUUCGUUGCGUAUCUAGCGUUCCUCAUUGGCAUUAAACGCACUCAACCGAUGGGCGCUUGUACAUUCACUGCGGUAUUGCUUCACUACGUAUAUCUCGUGGCCUUUUUCUUGAUGCUGGCUGAGGGAGGCGAUUUGGCGUUGAUGGUUAUGAGACCGCUUGCAAAGUGGAAUAUUAUCCCUUACUUCUUGGCUGGAGCAUAUGGUAUUCCAGCCAUAAUUGUUGGUAUUUCCAUGGGCGCGACACAGUUGGAUGGUUAUGGCAAUGAAAGAUUCUGUUGGUUGACGGUGGAGUCAGGUCUGUUUUGGGCAUUUGCAGGACCAGUUCUUGCCAUAGUCAUGGCAAACCUGAUUGUCUUGGUACUCGUGUUGAAAAAAUUGUUCGGAGUUUCUGCCAUGUCAAAGAAAACAGACGCUGAGAAAAUCAAGACCGGUGUGCGAAGUGUGUGUAUUCUACUUCCCGUGCUGGGCCUCACCUGGGUGUUCGGUAUAUUUGCAGUCAACAAGGACACGCUCAUCUUCCAGUACUUGUUCGCCAUAUGCAACAGUGUGCAGGGGUUCCUCAUCUUUUUGGUGCAGUGUGUGUUUGAUAAGAAAGUAAGCGACGCUCUCCGACGGAUCAAGAUACCAUGGUUCUCGACUUCAGACGUUCGUACCGGGGACACACACGUGAAUUCCACAUAGAAAUCGCCAUCUCGCUUUAUCAUUGCGUCGACAAAGAAACGAAACAGUCAUCACAUUGUUGGAGUACAGGACGACUACAUUUAGAUGACGAUGUGCUUUUUAAAAAUCAUUUUAAUAUUGCGAACCUUAUUUAUAUUCAAGCAUUAUUUAAUGGUUGAUGUGUGUAUUAUUUAGGGUUAUAUAAAACGCGUUCGAAAUCUACAUUGCACGAUGACAACGAUGCAUUGUGUCUACAGGGCUGGAUUAAGCUGUUUUGGGGCCCAAUGCAGCAUAUGUUACGGGGGCCCCUUCCUUCUGGUCCCCUUCUGUAUAUUGAAAAUCAUACUUGAUUCUACAACUGCAAAGUUCAGAAAACUUGCAUUUGUACACAGUUUACCAUUACACUAUAUAUAUAGCAAAACAAGUUUAACAAUGUAUAAAUAUUUUAAUUACUGAACUUAACGCACAUGCAACAUGUAACAUAUUCCAGCCUAUAAGUCUCUUUUACGACACUUUAGCAGGCCAAAGCCAUCGAUCAGCUGUGUGAAGUCUAGUUCUCGAAAGGACUUGACAUUCAGUAGACAGUAUACCCAAUGCUGUCAACCUUUCCUGACUCGUUGUGUUCAUCAGAUGUUUUUUUACGCGUGAUAAUGUUGAAAUAAACUUCUCACCUAGACAGUUAUUAACUGGAAUCGUUAAGUAUAUUCGUAAAGCGAUGGCAACGUUUUGAAAAGUUGUCUAAAUUUUACCCCCAUCUAACUUCAGCAGUUCACUCAUGUGGGUGAUGGUUUUGUCUUUGUCCGCUACUGAAAUGGCUUUGAACUGAACGAACUCGUCAACAAAAGACGCCUAAAUGUCAUCUUUAUAAGACUCCACUAGACUUCGAGGAAUGGUACGUGAACAAAGUUGUGCAUGUUAUAAACUUAGGGUAAAUUGAGCUUGAAAACCGUGACAUGGUUUUAACAACAUACGGAAGCCAGUGAUUGGCUCCGCUACUAUUGGAUAUACAUCAGAGGCAAGUUAACUGAAAGAAGCAACGUUGUGCUACAUAUCUUAAGAGGCCCGCCGCUGUUGCAUCCAGAUAGCAUAGUAAAUCAAAGCGAACUUAACGGUCCAGAUGUUGUCAUGACCAUACGGGAAAGUCGUAUAAGAAACAUAGAAACUAAUGGAUAUACAACACAGAAAGAAAAUUUUUAGCACAGUAAAUCAAAGCGAAAUAGACAGUAACCAUUGGAUAUACAUCGGGAAACUGGUAAAAUUACACAGAACAUUUUUACUGCAAUCCCGUUUGAGUCGUCAAAUGGCGUAAUAAAUAAAGAUCAUCAAUUGGGAAACUGGCCUGCCGUUGGGGGCCCAAGGCUGCAGCCUUGUUAGCCUAGUGCUUUAACGGGCACUGAAUGUCUACAUUGAAACAAACCAAAAAUCAUUAAAUGUUUGACAGCAGAAAAACUUCAAGUCGUAACAGAGAUGUUUUAAUACGCUUUUAUAUAAUCAUUGUGCAUUAUUUGCAUCUGCAUGGACAUUUGCAUUGUAAGGCUUAUCAAUAUGUAAUUUGGCUUUCAAAUUGAUUGAUACAUUAUUUCGUGGGCGCUCGAUAUGACAAGAAACGCUGUAUUAAAAUGUGUAUGAUAACAAUCAUAACAAAGUUGUCCUGUUAAUUUGCAAACCUGUCUUCCAGUAGAUUAUUAACAUACGUGUGUAUCUUGAAAAUAAAGUUGAUUUUUCAUACAUUGGAUACGUAUUAGUCAUUGGAACGUUAAUGUCUAUAUUAUGUAUUUGAUCUUUUAUUAUUCCCUAUAAAUCACAUAUAAUAUAAUGUAUUUUAAUUUGACGUAUUUGCCUUUUAUAUUGUCUGAUAUAGUUUUUGCAUGAAUAGUAUUGUUCUUUGCAACAGCCCUUGUUAUCUUAUAAUUAUUUCUCUUAUAUUUAAUAAAGGUUUCUAAACAAA